AUGGAUCAAUCGCAUUUCCUACGACUUCCAGCAGAGAUCAGAGAACUCAUCUAUGAAUAUUUAUUGAAUAGCAAGACAGAAAUGUACCUACCCACCCCAAAGGAUCCCAUUAAGCGUAGGAAUUGGCAAGAAAACUAUCGAAGAGUCAUUCCUCCAAGGCUCUCAUCUACUGGUAGCAGGCAGCAGGCCGCUAUCGAUGAUCUGGACUGGGAGACAAAGCGCGUUGAGCCCAAUUUUAUCUCGUUCACUUGCAGAGAAAAGCGUACGAUUUUCCUGGGAGAAGAUGGACAUGCAUUCAGCAAUUCUCCGCUCGCAUGUGUCAAUCGUCAAUUGAGAAGAGAAGUCACUGGAUAUCUUCACCUUUGUGCGGAGGAAGUCAUUGCACAAGUCUUGAAUUUCGACUUUGACAAUAUUAUCCACUACCUGGCGAGUCUACCAGCUACACAACAAGCCGGGUUCGGAGUAUCGCGCAGUGGCACGUACGAGAAGCUGCUCCGGAUUGAGAUAUGUUGGCCUUAUGACGAAACUUGCCGGGCCAAUCUCGAAAGGUGGCUGAAUUACCUGGGAGGAUUUGUUGGAGCGGAUGGAGAGCUUGCCGUUGUCUUGAAGAUGAAUUGGUCUAAGCUACAAUUCCUUACGGGCAAGGCGGAAUUGAAGCUACGGAUGUCUGAGCUACAGCUCGCCCAUGAAGGUCGGUCAAAAGGACCAGCCAAGUUGGAACUUUACCGGCUGAUGUGUGCAUUCCAAUGUACCAAGGACCGGCUUUCGCUCUCCUAA
Messenger RNA from Ramularia collo-cygni, 777 nucleotides. RefSeq lists its product as uncharacterized. The transcript has a single exon. NCBI's taxonomy places the organism in Eukaryota, Fungi, Ascomycota, Dothideomycetes, Mycosphaerellales, Mycosphaerellaceae. The record is from RefSeq and is a predicted model, not a curated record. Bases 1 to 777 code for a protein of 258 amino acids.